AAGAAAUUGUUUUCCACCACUCAGGAAAAGGCUUGUUAAAACCGACAAUUCUGACGUCAAAAAUAUUUAACUAUUUGGAAACAUCGAGUCGAAAACGCAAAAGAUCGGAUGUGAGUUGCGUCGUUGGCAACACGUCCAGAACCAAGUGCCUUUCCUCGUCUCCAGCAAGCCGUGGGAAGUUUCUUUCCCCCUGAAAACCAUCUGACACAUAUGAUCUGCUCCACACACACUCAUACUUGACCACUGGGGAUACUUACAUAUCCAUAGAUUGUAUAACAGCCAAGAGAAGACAAGGCAAGGACGUGAAUCGUGUAUAAACUAAAGGGUUUGGGGGUGCAUGCAUAAAUGCCAAGAAAUUGCAUUAGGGAAACGUCGCCCAAGAAAAACGAGAUUUUUUUGUGGAGGAUGGAUAUGCCAAACAAGGAGAGACAGUCACCGGAGAAUGGCCCUAACUCACCGAGGGGCUGCUUCUCAAGCCUGAAGAUGUUCCUUGUGGCCUUGUCCUUUACCUAUUUUGCCAAGGCAUUAUCCGGGAGUUAUAUGAAAAGCACAGUAACCCAGCUGGAAAGACGCUUCGACAUCCCCAGUUACUUAAUAGGUGUCAUUGAUGGCAGCUUUGAAAUAGGUAACCUGUUGGUGAUCGCCUUCGUGAGUUACUUUGGUGCCAAACUUCACCGGCCAAAGAUCAUCGCCAUUGGCUGCCUGCUGAUGUCAUUAGGCACUUUUCUAAUUGCCUUGCCCCAUUUUAUAAUCGGACGCUACAAGUUCGAAACAUCAAUCAGAUCAUCAGUGAACUCAACCAGUAACAUCUCUCCAUGUCCAGCGAGCUCUGCUAGCAUUAUGUCCACAGGUCCCAGCACAUCUUCAGUACCAAGUCCAGGUUGCGAACAGGAGUCCAGAUUGUCCAUGUGGAUCUAUGUGUUCCUGGGGAAUAUCUUGCGUGGAAUUGGUGAGACCCCAGUGCAACCUCUGGGAAUCUCGUACAUAGAUGACCAUGCUUUGGAGGAAAAUGCUGCAUUCUACAUUGGAUGUGUCCAGACAAUAUCGGUCAUUGGUCCUGUGUUUGGGUACCUGUUGGGGUCUGUCUGUGCCAAGAUAUAUGUGGAUAUUGGAUUUGUCAACAUGGAAAGCAUUAGCAUCACCCCAGGAGAUGCUCGCUGGGUCGGCGCCUGGUGGCUGGGGUACCUCAUCGCAGGGCUCAUCACUCUCCUGUCCGCCGUGCCGUUCUGGUUCUUACCCAAGUCUUUGCCCUUGCCAGAGAGACGGCUUGCCAAGUAUUCUCCUGAGCGAACCAGCUUCAUCAAAGUCUCGCCCCUCCGGGAGCACAAGUACCAAGCAGAUGAGCCAACAAACUUCCUAGAAAUGGCCAAAGACUUUUUGCCAACACUAAGAUCCCUGUUGGGGAAUCCAGUCUAUUUUUUAUAUCUGUGUGUGACCAUCAUCCAGUUCAACUCUUUGAUCGGAAUGGUGACAUACAAGCCAAAAUACAUCGAGCAACAUUAUGGACAGUCAGCGUCCAAGGCGAACUUCUUAAUGGGAGCUAUCAACAUCCCAGCUGUAGCCUUGGGAAUGUUCUUGGGGGGAGUUAUCAUGAAGAAAUUCAAGCUGACCAUCAUGGGAGCAGCCAAGUUCGCUCUGGGAACGUCUCUCCUGGGCUACUUCCUGUCGCUUUUCUUCUUCGCAAUGGGAUGCGAGAAUGCCAAUGUGGCGGGCAUCACCAUGUCAUACAAUGGGACGGAGCAUCUUUACAAGGCCGACAGUUCUCUGUUUGCGAGCUGUAACAUGGGCUGCGAGUGUCCUGAAACAAACUGGGAUCCCGUGUGUGGUGAGAACGGUUUCACGUAUGUCUCGCCGUGCUUGGCUGGGUGCCGGGGGUCCCACGGCUCUGGAAUGGAUACAGUAUUUCAGCAGUGCAGCUGUAUAGCAGCCGGGAAUAAAACGGCCAGUGCAGGCCAAUGCAACAACAGGGAGAGUUGCCAGCGAGUCUUCCCUUACUUCCUGGCUCUGUCUGUCAUCACUUCCUUUAUCAUCUCACUGGGCGGAACACCAGGAUACAUGCUGCUCAUCAGAUGCAUCAGGCCGCAGCUCAAGUCGAUAGCUUUGGGUUUUCACACACUGGCAACACAUACACUAGCUGGAAUUCCAGCUCCUAUAUACUUUGGAGCCAUCAUAGACACCACCUGUCUGAAAUGGGGUCACAAGAAAUGUGGUGGUAGAGGGGCCUGUCGAAUCUACAACACAACUGCCUACAGGAUAGCAUAUCUGGGCCUGACCCUGGGGUUACGGACCGCUUCCUUCUUCCUGUGUGUGCUGGGGCUGGUGGUGUUACGACAGCACGUUCAAAAGCAAGAACGCAGCACGCUCGCCAACGGAGACACGGGGGCCGUGGAUGAUGAACUGCAGGCCUUGAAGAAGGAAGAAAGAAAUGGCUCUAGCUCGGACCAAUGUCCACGAACCUCAGAUUACGACCCACAGCGAGAGACACGUCUGUGACACACACAUAACCAACAUGCAAACACGCCCGUGCAGGGAGCAACAAGGCCAAAAGCCAGCAUAUUUUAUUCGUUGUUUCCAUUUUAUCUUUUAUCUUUCUAAUGGACCCAUGUAAAUGAUGUGAAAUAAGAAAAAGAAAUUGUUGUUUUGAUAUAGUGAAAUAAUUUCUUGAAUGUGACUGAAAAGAAAAAAAGAAUGUCAUAAAAACGACCUAAACUAUUUGGUUUCAAAAGUAUCUUUUAAGGAAUGUUUCACCCAAAAAUACAAAUGUAAUAUUUACUCGCCCUCAAGCCAUCCCAGAUGUGACUUUCUUUGUUCUGCAGAGCACAAACAUAAAAGUUUCUAAAUGAUUUUUAGAAGAAUUUUUCAGCUUUGUUGAGCCAUUCAAUGCAAGUGAAUAGUGACCAUAGCUUUAAAGUUCCAAAAAGCACAUAAAGGCAGUAUAAAAGUACUUCAUAAGACUCCAGUGGUCUAAUUGGUUUUUGAGUGAGAACAGACCAUUGUCAUUGCAGCCUUAAGGCAGGAUUGUUUCAUUCACUUGCAUUAUAUGGACUUUCAGAGUGGAGAUAUUCUUCUAAAAUCUUCUUAAGGGUGAGUAAAUGAUGAGUGAAUGCUCAUUUUUGGGUGAACUACUCCUUUUAACUACGGACGCUGACUAUGCCACCCUACUAGAAGGAGUGAAACAUUGGAUGUCCUCUCAUUAAAGGUGAAGUGUGACUUUUUUUUGGUUUUUUUGUAAACCUGUAUUAAGCCAUUUGUAGUUUAAGCCCCCUGAAAUGUGUAAGCACUGUGGUUCUAUGGCACUAUUUAAACAUUGCUCUGUUUUUUGAGCAUGGACACUGCAACAUUGGCUCAACCAAUAGUGUGUCUUUGGGGCAGAGCUUUGAAAUGUCAUUAUUUUUACAAUUCCAUUUGGUGCCACUAGGGGUGCAGAAAAUCCACACUUCACCUUUGAAUGGACCUUAUUUACAAUAGCGCCAACUUGACGUUGUACAAGGUUGUACAGUUGUUCAGUUUUUAGGAUUAUUCUGCAGUAAAAAAAAUAUAUAUAUAUUUCCCAAACAAUUCAGUAAAGAAAAAACUCCAUAACAUAAAAUCGGAGUUGUGGAAAAUGAUAUGUGAUAUAUGAGCUUUAAAUGGUAAAUGGUCUGCACUCAUAUAGCGCUUUUUUAACCUUAGACAUUACCAAAGCGCUUUACAUUGUGUCCCAAUCACCCAUUCACACACACAUUCACACUCACACACCAAUGGCCGCAGAGCUGCCAUGCAAGGUGCUAGCCUGCCAUUGGUAGCAACUUGGGGUUCAGUGUCUUACCCAAGGACACUUCGGCAUGUGGAGUCAAGUGGGCCGGGAAUCGAACCCGCCAACCCUGCAAUUGGCAGCGACCCGCUCUACCACCUGAGCCACAGCCACCCCAUUUUAUAUAGUGCAUGCCAUUUAAGACACUGUAAGUCUAUCCCUAAAAGCCAGCCUAGUUUUCAUUCAUCAAAAAUCAAAUAUGGCGCUACGGUAAAUAAGGUCUAUACAGAUGCUGACUUCGCCAUCCAAAUAGGGGCAGUGAAACAUUGGAUUUCCUCUCAAUAAAGCCAUUGUAGUGCACAGGCCCUAUGAGGAAUAACAAGAUUAUACCUUUUGGGCCCAAAACCACAUCCAAUCUUAACGUUCUCUUAUGCCAUACACACAAAUUGACCACGACACUGUGCUUAAUAUAGGUAGACCUUGGAAUCUGGGCGACAGGUUGACUACAUUAAGGAUAUCCAUGAAGGUCUCGAAUUGUGUCUCAUUUGUUUCUAACAUAUGAACCAUUAUCAGGAAGGGAGUGUACCGAGCGGUGCACUAAGAAAUGCUCACCAUUGUGCUUUUCCAUGUCACCUGGCAACAGUUCCUCCCAUUUAAGAAAAGCGUGAGGAAUGGUCCUGUACUGUGGGUUAUUGAACAGGUGCAUGAUGCCAUGGGUAUGUAAGUAAUCAUCUACAUGGUUGAUGUUGUAUAAUGUGUGUGUAUCUCACUUUGAGGGAUGUUGUGUAUGUGUCGUUACGUGAGAACAGGUGCAUUCCUGUGCCAAAAAAAGAGACCAAAGAAGUGCAAGAAAUUAGUCAACAUGGUCUUCUCUCAGGUUGUUCAAUCAGUUGUUUCUCAAAUUUGCAAAUAAUUAUUCUUUUAUAUACUUGUCUGGUUUCAGCUGGUGAAAAAUGUUCCUUUGUUCUUGGCACUAGAGGUCAGCUCUUGAAGUGUUUGUUCAUUUUGGGCAAUUGAAGUUUACCAGUAACAACUAAGGAAAGGAUUUUUAUUUGUGACUUGUAAUGCGAAUAAAAUGAGUGGCAUUUAUAACUUGCUUUUACGUUAGGCAGUACAUCAAUUUUUUGCUUGUUUUUUUUUUUUGUACACUUAUAAGUGAAUAUCCUGAUGUGUAAAAUGCAUUUGUGAAAAAUUAGAUGCAUUCUUUUAAUAAUAAAAUGAUUUA
Molecule: messenger RNA, 4958 nt
Organism: Xyrauchen texanus (razorback sucker)
Lineage: Eukaryota; Metazoa; Chordata; Actinopteri; Cypriniformes; Catostomidae
Product: solute carrier organic anion transporter family member 1C1-like
Exons: 15
Coding region: 346-2493 (715 amino acids)
Biological process (GO): transmembrane transport; sodium-independent organic anion transport
Cellular component (GO): membrane
Molecular function (GO): protein binding
Source: RefSeq, a predicted model, not a curated record